This is a messenger RNA of Aspergillus clavatus NRRL 1, 1284 nucleotides long. RefSeq lists its product as uncharacterized. NCBI's taxonomy places the organism in Eukaryota, Fungi, Ascomycota, Eurotiomycetes, Eurotiales, Aspergillaceae. The transcript has a single exon. The record is from RefSeq and is a predicted model, not a curated record. Bases 1 to 1284 code for a protein of 427 amino acids.
AUGCAGGAACGCGUGAGAGGCCAGCGACUUUUCACCACCAAAUCUGUGCUCCUCGCGUCUCUCCAGAUCCUCGCAAGUGCUGCUCAAAUAACAGCCAUCGAUGAACCAACGGCAACAACAACCAUUUACAUUCCUGCAACUAAGAUCUACUAUCCUCCAUCGACAUCGACCCUGACCCCUAUUGACAACCCAGAUCGCUGGGUAAUUCCAUUAGUUGGACUAUCAGAUGAUACAUCACUCCCGUGGGGCGCAAAUGUCACCACUAAGAAUGGCACGGCGACUCCCUAUGCCAUAUCCAUUCAAGCAGGCACCAGAGACGAUGGUAGCGAGAAAGACAACGCGGCGCUGUGGAAUCAAACACACCACAACUUCACCCAAGCCAGGUUCAUAGGCGACCUCAAAGGCAACCAUGUCAAUCUAUCCAUGCCCCGAAGCGACCAGCAUGUCCUGAACCUGGGUACAAAUCACAAUUUGUCGCUGGCAGUGAGAGGUUCUGAUGCGGAGAUUCGCAUCCCGACAGUCCCUUUCGGCUUGAACAUCGGCCAUGCAGGCGAGUGGAACGGAUCGCUCGCCCUGGGUGGGUUCUACGACGCCAACCGUCUCACCGACGAUGCGACCUCCUGGAUCUCCAUCGCAGAAACCAUGAACAACAACGGCACGUUCCUGCAAACCGGCAAGCAGGCCCUCUCCGUGGUCAUUCUUCGCGUCUGGGAGUAUAAUCCCCGCCCGAGCAAUUCCACGGCCAAGGUCAAACGCUCCGGCCCCUUUUCGGUCUCGGACGAGUCCGAGCCCAGAGCCGAGUAUCCCGCACGGCUGGACCUCAGCAGCGAAUCUCUCGUGCUGCCACGCGACUGGUGCGGUCGCAACCUCACCCUAGAAUUCAACAUGUUCCCCAACCGGGUCGCGAGUCUGUCCAGUUCGAUCUUGAUCGGGAUUCCGGGCAACCUGACCGACUCCCGCAGCCGCUGCAGCUUCGAGGAAGAUACCCAGGAGAUUGUCCUCGGUCGUCCUUUCUUCCAGGCCGCUUAUCUCUAUGUGGAUCAAUCGGGCGAGGUGCGGAUCUUACCGGCUAAUCAGUACGACCUCCCUCCCAAGCCUGUCGAGUUCAACGCCAGCGCCCGGCCGGUCUCUCCAGAUCGACGCACGUCCAGGUAUAGUCCUGGCGCUGCGGGAGGGACCCUGGUAAAAGACAGUGCCGGCGAUCGAAGUCUGCCUAUUGAGACUGCAAUCCAUGGUGCUCUUGCCGGGUUGCUGAUACUUGCCGGCUUUGCGUUUUUGCUCUAG